AUGUUGUCCAUAGAGGUGCCACAGUGCAGGGUCUUCAAAGUCGUGUUGUGCGGCGAAUAUGGCGUUGGCAAGAGCUCUUUGUUCCGGCGCUUCGUUUAUGACACUUUUGUUGACACUUCUGACCGAUAUUCGUCUGUCGGCUUUGACAAUUUCGAAAAGCGCUAUACAUUUAACGAUAAGGAGGUCGUGUUGCAGCUGUGGGAUACCGGUGGACUUGAACGGAUCGCCACGGUGACCAGUGGUUAUUUCAAGUUUGCCCAUGGUGCCAUUCUGGUGUUUUCUUUCGACGAUUUCAGUUCUUUCAAUGUACUUCCGCAGCACCUGUUGGACAUCGUGACCAGUGCAGAGAAGGCGAGGAUUUAUCUCUGCGGAAAUAAACAGGACCUGGCCAAUCGGAGCACCCGGCCUACAGAAGAGGACAUUGCACUGUUCUACGAAGAGAACCAGAUCUCAGGAGAGCAGGUGUUCGCUAACACGUUCAAAGUCAGCUGCAAAACGAACCAAGGUGUACAUUUGUUGUUCGAGAGCAUCGCACGCGAUCUCGCCUCCCACUUCAUAGCGCCGCCCGACCAGACCAUCUUCAUGCUUAAGCCACGAACCGACAACAAAAGCUGCUGCUCAAAAAGCUGA
Messenger RNA from Soboliphyme baturini, 630 nucleotides. The record is from the annotation of a GenBank genome assembly. NCBI's taxonomy places the organism in Eukaryota, Metazoa, Nematoda, Enoplea, Dioctophymatida, Soboliphymatidae.